Molecule: messenger RNA, 3759 nt
Organism: Morone saxatilis (striped sea-bass)
Lineage: Eukaryota; Metazoa; Chordata; Actinopteri; Moronidae
Gene: snpha
Product: syntaphilin
Exons: 4
Coding region: 476-2047 (523 amino acids)
Biological process (GO): neuron differentiation
Cellular component (GO): mitochondrion; cytoplasmic microtubule
Source: RefSeq, a predicted model, not a curated record
AGACCAUUUUAACUACCAGACCCCAAAUGCCGGAUUUUCAUUAUUUCUGCCCUUUAGUUAAUGUGAAGGUUUAUGAUGUUUAUCUGCAGCUCUGCAGACAGAGAGGACACAGCUCAGAGAGAGAGACAGCUGCACUCACUGUGAACUCACUGUGUCCCCUUUGUGUCAGCAUAGAAAGGAGGCUUUAUUUGCUGCCGGCCUAGACUAUUUUUUAUAUCAGAGUUACGGUUAGACUACUGUCACUGACUACCAGUCAAGAAGCACAUCAUGACCAGUAUGUUGGAGUAAAACCAUUUAUGCUUUACGCUGGGAUUUUCCUUCAAUUGUUUUGGGAUAUUUCUAUCAUAUUGAGAUAGGAUUUGCAGGUUUUGCCUCUAAAAUCUUUAUGUAAUGGUUAUUGCAGUCCAGCUGUGAGGGAUCCUAGCGUCCCUGUCUAGAGGCAGCAGUGGAGAGGUUGGAGGUCUCUUGCACAUCAAUGUCUCUCACUCCGAGUCGAAAGCCCUCCUCAGGUCAGCGCAGGCGCUCAGUGGGCACUGGUGGCGGCAGUGGGCGAUAUUCCCACAGCGAUACAUCCAGCACCCACACCUACCCAGGUCGGGUUAAGGCCGUAGAGGGCAGCCCCACAGCCCGGACGUAUCCUAGUACACCCAGGCGUCAGGCAAAGCACACAGCUUGCAGUGACAACCAUGGGAUCAGGCCUCCGACCCCAGAGCAGUACCUCACACCUCUGCAACAGAAGGAGGUGUGUAUACGUCACCUGCGAGCCAGACUGAGGGACAAUGUGGAAAGACUACAACACAGGGACUGUGAAAUAGAUGAGUUGAGGACCCAACUGUACAGGAUGCAGGAAGACUGGAUAGAGGAGGAAUGUCACCGUGUGGAGGCACAGUUAGCCCUGAAAGAGGCCCGCAAAGAGAUCCAGCACCUUCAGGAAGUGGUUGAGACAGUAAGGUCCAACCUGACUGUCCAUGAAGACCCCCAUGACCACAAGCCAUACUCAGGGUUGCAGGGAGCUCGGCCAGGGGGGAAGUCUCGCUCCUGUGGCUGUUCCCCUGCCAGCACUUUGAGCCGCAACACCACCCACACCCGACUGAGCAGCGAGGCUCUGCAGCUGGAGCGCAGCCCGAACGCACCCGAAUCAGGCAGAGUGUCUCGCCCAGCAGGACAAACCCACCUGCUUCUGGAGGCGGCCCUCCUUUCGGAGCAGCUGCCACCACAGGGCCACAUCCGAGGCCCCCCAACUGUGCCGCGCUCUUCCACUUAUGAAAGGCUGUGCACCGGGGGGGCAGUGUUGCCAAUCUCACACUCCUGCCACACUCUCAGUAGCAGCUGCACAUGCAGUGGCCACACCUACCUCCCCCAUCAUCACUUGUUCCUGCACUUACCUCAGGAGGAGGCCCCGGUAACUGUGGCAACUGUCCCUGCUUCUGAUCCUAUCCCUACUCCUACGCCUGCAGCAGAGAAGAAGCCAGAGGUUCGCUCCCAGGCCUGCAGCCCGACCAUGACCUGGCUGUGUGAGGAAAGCGGUGCCGAAGAUCUGAGUGUCAUUUCUUUAACCACAGCAGACAUCAUGCCCUCAGAACCACAUCUGUUUCCAUCGUCUUUACCACAAGUGUCCCCUCCCGAGCAUUCAUACAGUUUAGACCCGCUACCGCCCGACAAACCAGAGGAGGUUACAGAGACGCCAGCAGAGCCUCACACCUGCCAGCCACACCCUACAGCUCCGCUUCCAGUGAGGCAGGAAGCUACGGUACUGGACAUAGAAGAGGGCGAUGUGGAUGAACCUGAAGGCACAAAUGAAGACGGGUAUUCCCCUCAGCUCUGCCACUGGAGCCGCUACUUCCUUGUAGAUCUGUUGGCUUUGGCCAUGCCGGUGGUCCCAACCAUGGCGUGGUUGUGUAGAGGGACGCAACGGGAAGUACUGCCGGUGUAUCAUAUCGGGUCCCUGCUGAGGGGGUGCUGUGCCGUGGCCCUCCACUCACUUCGACGCCGGGGUGCAGGAAGGGGACGCAGGCCCGCCAGCAUGAAUGGAACAACACCAAUCUGAGACUUUCUGCUCCCUCUGACGUCAAGAACACAACUCCCAACCUCUGCAACCACAGCAAACGCUAACUUUACGUCAUUAUAUUUCGGUCUUUGCCAUGCGUUGAACAUCUCCUCUUAAAAGAUUUUUAGAUUUUACAUAAUGCCCUUGUGAUUUUGUGGUCAUGCCUUGCCUUAGAGAACAAAGGAUUAGUUGUACAUUAUUAAAUACUUUCAUUACUCAAAUAUACUUACGGCUUAUGCCUGCUGUUUAAGUGAUUUUCUCUUCUUGGAAUUUGCAUGUAGCCCACAGUUUGAUUGGGUUCCCUUGCUUGAAUUAAAAAAGCCCCUACCUGGAUUUAGAUGAGCCAUCUUCUGGGCAAAGAAAUGCAGUUUAUUUUAUGAAAAGAAGAGAUAUUGUCUGAAGUUGAAUGCUCCUCUAUUUUCAUCAUAACUUCUUUUAGAAAUAGGAAUGGGAGAGUCAUAAAAUUUCUUCGACCUCAGCAACGUCCCACAAAAUCAGAAAAAUAAAUUACAGUCAGCACUUACCUGAUUAGUUCAAAUUUACAGAGCACAGUGAGUGGAAGGUUCAUUUUUAUACUCCAGUCAUUUCCACCCAUGAAAAUAUUGAAUAUGGUUUAAAAGCUGUUGCGACGUUUACCUUCUGAAAAGUAGAGCAUGUGCAUCGAAUCUACUCAGGUGCAGAACAGACAGAUUAUUGAUCUUUUGCCAAUAAACAAAACAUCGGAGUUUAAAACUGUACAGACUCCAUUUCUUUGAUUUUUUUUGGGACAUUUGCUCUCAACAUCCACACUAUUUUUUUCCACUAAAAUCAAUUAGAAUGUUUUAAUGACCUACAGAAAAAAUCUGCAGUUUAUGUCCUGAAUUUACAUAACGCAGACAGCCUUUAUAGCAGUUUGGAUCUAAAAAUAAAGCCUUGAGGUGGGUGUGUGACUCGGGGCAUUAAUAUGCACCUGACUUUAACUGCUCCAGUCCUGAAAUGUGCACCAUCUGGACAUUUCUAAAUAGAUUAUACGAGAUCGCUACAAGAUUUGACAUACGGUAGCUUGUGAUCCACACAGCUGAAUGAAUGAAAGACUUGGAUGAGCAGUUUUGUUUACUGAAUUUGUGAAGAGAUUUUGAUACAGUGAUAUAUUUUCUAAUUUUACAUGAAACAAAGAAGAUUUGCACAGCUGCGAGUAAAGAUUAACACUUGAGAAGUUAUUCUUUGCAUCAGUGUUGGUCGCUUUCAUAGCACUGUAUUGCAGUUUAUAAUAAUGAUGUACAGUGUGUAUCAUAGUUGUGAAAUACUCAUCUUAUAAGCGGCACUUUUGUGUGUCGACUAAAAUGGCUCAAUUGUAACUACAAACAAUGAUGUACAGCACGUAUGGCUACCAAUUUUUGCCUUAUUAUGCAAAAAAAAAUAAAAAAAGAGCAAUGUUUUAGCUUUCAGGUAUCUUGGUAUCUUUACAAUAAGGUUCACUAGUUGUUUAAUCAAUUAUUCAGCUUAAGGCAGAAGAAUAGCUGUUAGUGCAAAUUCAAACUUCAAUGGAAAUAAACUGUAAUUUAUCUGUGGUUGGAGCAGUUUUGUUUAAACUUCUAUUUUAUUUUCAAUUUGUUGGCAACUACAUUCCCUUCAUGUUCAGAAUUGAUCGAUAUGUCACUCAUCCUCCUCUCUGUACAUCUUAUUGCAUAACCUGGACUCAGAUAUGUGAAAGUACACCUUGUACACAAUGA